This is a messenger RNA of Pestalotiopsis fici W106-1, 2358 nucleotides long. RefSeq lists its product as uncharacterized. The record is from RefSeq and is a predicted model, not a curated record. Bases 1 to 2358 code for a protein of 785 amino acids. NCBI's taxonomy places the organism in Eukaryota, Fungi, Ascomycota, Sordariomycetes, Amphisphaeriales, Sporocadaceae. Gene Ontology annotation, molecular function: pseudouridylate synthase activity. The transcript is spliced from 5 exons.
AUGACAAUAACAAGGACUGCGUGGCGAGCCGUGAAUCGGCAAGUCUACAGUCAACGUAGCAGCUUAUUGACUACAGCGUCGAGAAGGCUCUGGUCUACUUCAGUCGGGGGAGCCUCCAAGUCUCUGGGCUCCUUGGGCAAAUUUCUCAAAGUAUCCGAGGCAGUGCAAGAUGCUAUCGCCACCAAUAAGCCGGUUGUGGCUUUGGAAUCGACAAUCUACACCCACGGGGCAUUGGGUGAUGAUCUUGAUCUGGAAGGCAUUGUCCGCCGCAACGGUGGAGUGCCAGCCGUGUGUGGAAUUCUUGAGGGCGUGCCAUCCGUUGGACUUUUGCCUGAAGAAGUGGCGCAUAUGGUUGCCAGCUCACCCAAGAAAGUCUCUCGGAGGGAUAUCGCAUUCCUCACCGGCAUGGGUAUGAUGGGCCAGAGAAUCAAUGGAGGCAUGACGAUUGCCGGCACCAUGAUUUUGGCAAGGCUGGCCGGCAUUCGCGUCUUUGGCACAGGCGGCCUUGGUGGCGUGCACCGAGACGGUCACAACACUCUCGACAUCUCGGCCGACCUGACGGAGCUUGGCCGUACCAGAAUGGCUGUUAUCAGCAGUGGCUGCAAGGGCUUUCUCGAUCUCCCACGAACGUUGGAGUACCUUGAAACGCAAGGCGUUCUGGUGUCGACCUUUGCGGAUGGCCGUAAUGGAAAUGUUGAUUUCCCUGCCUUUUGGGCUCGGGACAGCGGCACCAAGAGUCCAUUUGUGGUGCAAACCGAAGAGCAAGCAGCGGCCAUGAUCUUGGCACAGGAGAGCCUUGGUAUCGAGUCCGGACUCUUGUUCGCAAACCCUAUACCAGAAGAGUUUUCCAUUCCGCGAGACGAAAUGAACAAGAUCAUUGACCAAGCUGUUCGCGAGUCAGAGAAACAAGGUGCCUCAGGCAACGAGAACACGCCUUUCAUUCUCAAGAAGAUUCGGGAGCUCUCCAACGGUCGGAGCGUGCCGGCAAACAAAGCACUAGUCCAAGCGAACGUGGAGCGCGCUGCCAAAGUCGCCGCUGCUGUCUCGCAAAUUAUUUCGGGCGAUAUUGCGGCGCCUGUGCAAGCGAAAAGCCAACCCCAAUCCUAUACGAUCCCAAAGUUGGCAAAUAAGCCUGUAAUCAAUGACGUCCAAGAAACAAAGCCCAAGGUAGAAGGAGCAGAUAUCAUGGUGGCUGGCUCCGUUGCAAUUGAUUUAAACUGUGACUAUGCCGGGCCUGGCAGCGCCAAUGACCCAGCACCCCAUCUGAAGACUUCCAAUCCUUCCCGUAUCAGUCAGUCUAUAGGGGGCGUUGGUCGCAACGUGGCACUAGCCGCACACCGUGUCAGUGGCGAUAUGAAGGUCAGACUAUGCAGCAUGGUGGGAAAUGACAUUGCCGGCUCGACCGUAUUAGCAUCACUCACUUCAGCGGGCAUGGACACUCAGUCCAUCAGACAGCUCAGCGGGCCAUCAAGCAGGACUGCACAAUAUGUUGCGGUCAAUGAUGCCAACAAGAGCCUCGUCCUUGCCAUGGCCGAUAUGGACCUAUUUACUACACAUUCUUUCCCGGCAGAGUGGAGUGCUGAAGUGGCCGCUGCCAAACCAAAGUGGCUCGUUGUAGAUGGCAAUUGGUCAGAGCCCAGCAUUCGUUCGUGGAUAAAUGCUGGCAAGAAGAGUGGCGCCAAGGUGGCUUUCGAGCCUGUAUCGAAUGCAAAGUCGGCUCGGUUAUUCUGUUCGGCAAAGAACAUGGAACAGUUGGGUGUUUAUCCCAGACAUCAUGUCGACCUGGCCACCCCAAAUCAGUACGAGUUGGCAGCCAUGCACGCUGCGGCACAACAAAACGGAUAUCUCGAGAACCAGAAAUGGUGGGAGGUUAUCGAUGCUUUUGGCAUGAAGGGUGCGAGAGAACGAUUUGUCAGCAUCACUUCCGCUGCCAUGACGGAUGCUGGAAUUCCGCAGCAAGCCAUUCAACUACUCCCAUACGUUCCUACAAUCAUCACAAAGCUUGGCGACCAAGGAGCUCUCUUGACUUCAAUUCUGCGAAAAGAAGAUCCGCGCCUGAUUGAUGUUGCUUAUGAGCCAUUCAUUCUAUGCAGAUCGUUCCACGAUCACCCAGAUAUUGGAGGUGUCUAUAUGAGGUUAUUCCCAGUGGCGCAGACCGUUGAUGAUGUUGUCUCAGUCAAUGGCGUAGGAGAUACAUUCUUGGGCGUUCUGAUUUCCGGGCUUGCUCAGGGAGGGGAAAUCGAAAAUCUCAUGCAUGUUUCCCAAAAGGCGGCAGUCAUGACCUUGAGAAGUUCUGAAUCGGUCAGUGAGGAGUUGGGAUCAUUGACAGGCGAGUUGGCAGCAUCUCGGGCGAUGUGA